Molecule: messenger RNA, 396 nt
Organism: Onychostruthus taczanowskii (white-rumped snowfinch)
Lineage: Eukaryota; Metazoa; Chordata; Aves; Passeriformes; Passeridae
Product: PDZ domain-containing protein GIPC1-like
Exons: 3
Molecular function (GO): protein binding
Source: RefSeq, a predicted model, not a curated record
GGGGCCCCGGGGGGGGUCCCGGGGGCGGCGCCGCCCCCCGCGCUGCGGCCCCGCCUGGUGUUCCACACGCAGCUGGCCCACGGCAGCGCCACCGGCCGCGUGGAGGGGUUCGGGAAUGUCCGGGAGCUGUACGGGAAAAUCGGGGAGGCCUUCGGGAUCCCCCCCAGCGAGGUGCUGUUCUGCACGCUGAACACGCCCCAGGUGGACAUGGAGAAGCUGCUGGGGGGGCAGAUCGGCCUCGAGGAUUUCAUCUUCGCGCACACGCGCGGCCGCCAGAAGGACGUGCAGGUGCUGAAAUCCGAGGAGGCGCUGGGGCUCACCAUCACCGACAACGGCGCGGGCUACGCCUUCAUCAAGCGGAUCCGCGAGGACUCGGUGAUGGCGCGCACGCCCCAG